CGAGUAUCCAUAAAUCGUCUCCAUCUCAUCCCUAAAGUAGACAAUAUAUACACCCAUAGACAUGUCUGGUUUCCUCAACUCCAUCGGUCGUCUCCGAGCCCCCAAGCGGUCGCCUACCAACACCCCCACCCAGCAAGGCUUCUUCGACCCUCUCCCCUCGCCUGGUGUCGAGACCACCCAACAGAACGCUCAGCAGCCCCCCUCACCUGGCCCCAAGCCAUUGUACCUGUGUCAGCCGUUCGUCAAGGCUGCGUUGGUGAAGGGAAGCUUCAAGACUAUCGUCGCACCACCCAAAUACGUCGACGUGAAUGAAUGGGUCGCUAUCAACUUGUUUGACUUUUACCACAACUUGAACCAGUUCUAUGGUGUUCUCACCGAAUUCUGCACUAUUCACAAUUGUCCCACAAUGUCGGGUGGUCGAACUCUCAACUUUCUCUGGCCGGACCAGAAUCAGCGACUGGUGUCCUUACCAGCCCCCACCUACAUUGACUUUGUCAUGAGCUGGCUGCAGAAGCUUUUGGACGAUGAGAACGUCUUCCCUACUAAAUCAUCCAAACCCUUCGACCACUCCUUCGCCUACACCGCUAAACACAUCUACAAGCACCUCUUCCGCAUCUUUGCCCACCUCUACCACGCUCACUUUGAGCAGAUCCUUCACCUUUCCAUUGAGGCACAUUUCAACUCGCUUUUCGCCCACUUUUUGGCAUUCGGAAAGGAGUUUGAUCUGUUGGUGAUGAAGGAUCUGAUGACUACCCAAGGAAUGGGACAGGGUGUGGCAGAGCUGAGCGAGAAAUGGAGGCAGAUGGGAAUCCUGGAGACAUAAUCAGAGACAAAGAGGAGAGUGAUGACCGAUGGAUAGGGGUGACUAGCCGGGCUGGAUACCGUAUUGGAAAAAGAUACAGCUGUUGUAGACUCUUGUGACAUAUAUGCAUGCUCGGGACGAAUCCUUACGUUUUGUGUGCUUCUGCACUGGUGGACGCUGCGUAGUG
Molecule: messenger RNA, 989 nt
Organism: Cryptococcus amylolentus CBS 6039
Lineage: Eukaryota; Fungi; Basidiomycota; Tremellomycetes; Tremellales; Cryptococcaceae
Exons: 5
Coding region: 62-823 (253 amino acids)
Biological process (GO): signal transduction; cell division; positive regulation of protein phosphorylation
Cellular component (GO): nucleus; cytoplasm
Molecular function (GO): protein kinase activator activity
Source: RefSeq, a predicted model, not a curated record